Molecule: messenger RNA, 932 nt
Organism: Condylura cristata (star-nosed mole)
Lineage: Eukaryota; Metazoa; Chordata; Mammalia; Eulipotyphla; Talpidae
Gene: PTGES
Product: prostaglandin E synthase
Exons: 3
Coding region: 73-540 (155 amino acids)
Biological process (GO): prostaglandin biosynthetic process
Cellular component (GO): membrane
Molecular function (GO): prostaglandin-E synthase activity
Source: RefSeq, a predicted model, not a curated record
CCUCCUCCUCGGUAUUUGAGAUCCAGUGGCUCCCUGUUCUUGCCCUUUCCCCGGAGGAGCUCUGCUGUCCAGAUGCCUCCCGCAGCCCUGACCCUGGCCAUGGAGGUCAACCAGGCGCUCCCGGCCUUCCUGCUCUGCAGCACGCUGCUGGUCAUCAAGAUGUACGUGGUGGCCAUCAUCACGGGCCAAGUGAGGCUUCGGAAGAAGGCUUUUGCCAACCCCGAGGAUGCCCUGAGGCACGGAGGCCCCCAGUAUUGCCGGAGUGACCCCCUCGUGGAACGCUGCCUCAGAGCGCACCGGAACGACAUGGAGACCAUCUACCCCUUCCUGUUCCUGGGCCUGGUCUACUCCUUCCUGGGGCCCAACCCUUCCAUCGCCCGGGCGCACUUCCUCCUCUUCUUCCUGGGCCGCGUGGCGCACACCGUGGCCUACCUGGGCGAGCUGCCCGCGCCCUCCCGCUCCCUGGCCUACACGCUGGCCCAGCUCCCCUGCGCCUCGAUGGCGCUGCAGAUCCUCUGGGAAGCCGCCCGCCGCCUGUGACCGCAGCGGCACGGGCUGCCCGCGGGAAGCAGGCGCCCUUCGGAGACGCCCUUCGAGAAGGCCACUUCCUCGCCCUGUGCACACCAGUGCGCCUUGGACCCCUGGAAGGAGCUGCUGGAAACACAGAGACGGCUUGUCAAGGGAGACAUUCCUCCCACACGCACUAUCCAGUUCAGGGUCCUGACCCGUGGCCCCUGGCCCAGGGCUGCAGCCAUGAGCCCCAGGCCCACCCCCGGACUGCAUUCGGCCUUGCCGGGGCCGACGCCUGCCCUCAGCCCAGGGUGCGCGUGCGGGUGUGCAGUGCUUGCUCCUUAGCGCCACUGAGGCCUCCUUUCCCCCACUGUGUGUCUUUGCUGGAUCAGCCAGUAAAAGGAAACUUUGGCUCUUCCUGA